ACAUUCCAGAGUGUCUGCUCUCACUCUUCCAUAGUUCCACCCAGAAAACCUUCACUUCCAAAUUCUCUGGCAUCUCUUCCCUCACUCCUAUGUCCAUUUCUGCUCCAAUAAUUGAAAACUUUUGCCACCAGCUUGGGUUCCACACCACAAAGUACCCUUGAACAUGCUUCUAUUUGUCCUAUAUCCACAUGGGAAUAUUAUUUUCCAAAAAAAAGUCAUUUUUCUAUGAAAAUGAACUCUUUUCAAUCUCUCUCAUGAGACCCAGAUCCUAAUUUCCAUUUUCUUGCAUCCCCAUUAUCUCAAUUAUCUGAAACUUUUUAUGUGUGAUUGAGUCCACUUGGUACUCAGAUACAAAGAGAUCAGGUUUUUUCAGGGAAUGAAACUUAGCCCCAUGUUGAUAUUAGUUCUUGGAAUAGCUUCAGCUACAUUUUUAGUGAUUGUUGCACUUUAUGUGUUCUUUUACUUGAAAAGAGUAUCAAAACAUGAGAGUAAAGACAUAGAAAGCUCAGAAAAGAAGCAGGAAGAGGUAGCUCAGAAGGAGGACUUGAUCAUCUUUCAAGGUGGGGAGGACCUAACAAUAUGUGACAUAUUGGAUGCUCCAGGGGAAGUGAUUGGAAAAUCCAAUUAUGGAACUUUGUAUAAGGCUUUGUUGCAGAGGAGCAACAAAGUAAGGCUGCUGAGGUUUCUGAGACCAGUUUGCACUGUAAGAGCUGAAGAAUUGGAUGAAAUGAUUCAGUUUCUUGGAAGGAUAAGGCAUCCCAAGUUGGUUCCUCUUCUGGGAUUUUACACUGGGUCAAGGGGUGAGAAGCUUCUUGUUCAUCCUUUCUAUAGGCAUGGGAGUCUGACUCAAUUCAUAAGAGCAGAUGGAAAUGGAGAAUGUUACAAAUGGUCUAACAUAUGUAGAAUAUCCAUUGGUAUAGCCAAAGGAUUAGAGCAUCUUCACACAGGACAAGAGAAGCCUAUUAUCCAUGGAAACCUCAAGUCUAAGAACAUCCUUUUGGACCGCUCCUACCAACCAUACAUCUCAGAUUCCGGCCUCCAUCUUCUGCUGAAUCCGACCGCGGGCCAAGAAAUGCUUGAAAGUUCAGCUGCUCAGGGUUAUAAGGCACCUGAGCUUAUCAAAAUGAAGGAUGUUAGUGAAGAGAGUGAUAUAUAUAGCCUUGGUGUAAUCUUGUUGGAAUUACUUUCAGGAAAGGAACCUAUCAAUGAGCAUCCAACUCCUGAUGAAGAUUUCUAUUUGCCAAAUUUCAUGAGAAAUGCUGUCCUCGGACACAGAAUUUCUGAUUUAUACCAUCCAUCCUUUCUUCUCAGAAACGGCAGAGAUGAUAAAAUUCAAGUUACAGAAGAAUGCAUUCUCAAAUUUUUCCAAAUUUCUAUGGCUUGUUGCUCCCCUUCACCUUCAGUUAGACCUAACAUAAAGCAAGUCCUCAGAAAGCUUGAAGAAAUUGUACUCUAGAAGACAUGGGGGCUUGUAAGAAAUUUGUCUGUGUAGUGGAAGAUAUUGGACACUUUGGCAGUAGUGAUACUGAACACAUUUAAUUCUUCAAGUUCAUCAUAAACAAUGAUGUGGUUGAAGACAACAACAUUUAUAUAUGAGAAGUUACAAAAAAAAGAAGUAAAUGUUCUGCUUACAAAAUGUGGUAUUAGCUACCAAAAACAAAGACUUCAGGAAAGUUGAUGUAGAUGUUAAGGUUUAAAGUCAAAUGAGGAAUUAUAGCUUGAAACUCUAGCUGCCUAUAGAUCUGGCUUCCAAAUUACUGACUUUGAUUUUGAGAUUAUGCUUGGUAAAACAAGUGAGCAUGUGACAUGGAUAGUGACAAAAGGAAUUUCUGUGAUGUCACCCAUUCUAAUAUUAUUCUUGUCAUAGCUUGCCUAACUUGCAUAAUUGCAUAGUUUUGAUGGGAGGUUAUGAAGAUUCUUUAACUAUCAAGAAUAUGCUACCCAAGAAUUUGUAGCUUGUCUCUAAGUUUUGCUGUUAUGGAAAGACAGAAUCUGUGAUGAAAAAUGCUCUUUAUCAACAGUGACACUGUCAAUUUCCAUGUUAUAGCACAAGAAUUGAAGCUGCAAAAGUGCAAAGGAAUCUGAAUAACUAUGUAAGCCAGGAAUUGGGAUCAUUUGGUCUCAGAGUUUGAACCAUCACUAGUAUGCACUACAAGAAUCUCAGAGCAAUUCUAUUUUAGUGUGUCCUUUAUUUACUUGAGAUAAUUUUGCAGUUCUUUAUUUACUUGAGACCAUAGUUUUCCAGUGGCAGUAUUGUAAUCUUCAUUUGA
Messenger RNA from Gastrolobium bilobum, 2270 nucleotides. RefSeq names its product putative kinase-like protein TMKL1. Gene Ontology annotation, molecular function: ATP binding; protein kinase activity. The coding region runs from base 377 to 1456 and encodes 359 amino acids. Gene Ontology annotation, biological process: protein phosphorylation. The transcript has 2 exons. NCBI's taxonomy places the organism in Eukaryota, Viridiplantae, Streptophyta, Magnoliopsida, Fabales, Fabaceae. The record is from RefSeq and is a predicted model, not a curated record.